This is a messenger RNA of Trypanosoma grayi, 2250 nucleotides long. RefSeq lists its product as hypothetical. NCBI's taxonomy places the organism in Eukaryota, Euglenozoa, Kinetoplastea, Trypanosomatida, Trypanosomatidae. The record is from RefSeq and is a predicted model, not a curated record. The transcript has a single exon. The coding region runs from base 1 to 2250 and encodes 749 amino acids. Gene Ontology annotation, molecular function: phosphoprotein phosphatase activity.
AUGCGGGGCAGAGAGGCACGCGGCCGGGCGGCGGCAGCGGCGAAGGGUCGACAAGAGGCGCCGGAGAAUUCCGCCGCUGCCGCCCUGCUGCGCCGUGAGGGCGAGAUGCCGUCAUCCGCGCAGGAGUUGCCUGACGGUGAGGGCAUGUUUCUCCUUAUGUGCGCGCCCACCGUUUCAACAAGCAAUGUGACCGAGGAUGAACAGGUGAAAAUAUGUGCCGAUGAGUCCUGCGCAAAGGGUCCUUUGCAGAGGACGCGCAAAAAGACUGGUUGUAGUAAGAAAAACAAGGCGUCGGCGACCAAUCACAACGGUGGCGAUGAGCGCAAGAGGUCAACCGCGUCUCGUGUAGUAUCAAAGAAGGGAAAAGCGAAGGCGGCAAAGACGAAGUCUGGAGCGGGUAAAGGCAAAAAAACACGGACCAAAAAGGCUGCGGAGGAGGAGGAGGAGGUGGUGGUGGCGGCGACAGACGACGCUGUGCCCGAUGCGUCGUCACUGCGGCAGUCGUCUGAGACCAACACCGCGCCGGUCUUGAUGCACAUUGUCUCACACACCAUCGCGGAUAUGCAGACGGCCAGGACCCUCCGUAACACGAAUGCGUCUCUCGUAUCGACAUCUCGGUCGGUCCCCAAAUGUGAAGACUCCAUGGUGGAAUGCACAGGCAGAAAAAUCAUCAGCAAUAACGCUGGUAGCAUCGAGGCUGCCAAGAAGGAAACUUUGGAUACGACUCUGCUCCCGCAGUGGGAGCCUAAGCCGCAGCGGUACUCCGUCAUGCCACCGCCAACAAUCCCACAGGAGUGCCGCAGGGAACACCCUCUGCAGGUGGGCAACGCGUCUGCCAGGCUCGCCUGCACUACGUCGCGUGCGCCCUCUGCACCUUCCGUCAGCCAAUUUUCAGUGACCGCAUGCACGACCUGCUCGAGCAACGGCUCUUCUCUUGGGCGCAGCGCACACACCUCACUCGAAGAGGCUCUCGAUGGGUUGCGCCCAAACGAUAUGUUAUACCCAACUCGGCAGCUUCUCACUCGUAGUUUGGCCUCGCCCAUGGAGAAAGAGCGAACUGCAACAGUUGUGUUUGACCUUGACGAGACGCUCUGCAACAACCGUGCCCAUGGCCCGGCGAUAUUGCGCCCUGGGGCUGUUGAAAUGCUGAAGCAGCUUAGGGCCAUGUACCCCCGACCGGUGCUUCGUGCACGCGACACACCGUUUCAGUCAUCUGACACGGCUAAAGUUCCGCAGGGAGUGCCAAACACCGCCACUACCACUACCAACAAAAACAACAACAAUGUGAAUACAAACAACACAACGGCUGCAACACCACCACCACCGUUUCAUCCCGUUGAUGGUGUCAUGUUGCGGCUUGAGAUAAUCAUAUGGACAGCUAGCAUGGAGGUGGUUGCUCGUCCUGUUAUCGCUCGCUUGGACCCAGAGAACACUAUCAUUGAUGACGUCAUCUACCGUGAUGUUCGCUGGUAUCGUGAAGGUGGCUACACAAAAGACCUGCGCCGUAUCGGUCGCCAUCUUGAUCGCAAUAUUAUUGUAGAGAAUGCCCCAAGCUGUGUCGCGCUGAACCGACGCAAUGCCAUACUUGUGAACGACUUCGUAAGAAACCGUGCCGACCGACAGCUUCUGAUCGUGCGUGCCAUUCUGCAAGAGUGGCUUGGAAAUGUCAACACUUUCCUGGUGCACCGAUAUAUUCGUCAAGUGGAGCAGAGGCGACAUCGCAUGGUGCAGGACGGCGGCGAGAGUCCCGAGCCAGAUCUGCCUGUACUCGCUGUGACACCCCGGGGGACGUCGCUACACAGCUCCUUCACGAGAACAAAGGAUGAUGCCCCGCAUUCGCUAUCAACUCUCAGCGGUGAGCCCUCGCUGGCGGAACUCGAGCUGGAGGCCUCUGCGAUUCAUUUUCUCACCCGCAACCCAUUUAUUUCACCAGGAACACGCUAUGUAAAACCCUCUGCAUGGAAGCAGGCAAUGAAGUGUAUUAACGUCGGCCCAGGCACCAAGGCGGCCACUGUCGGUGGUGUUGGUGUUGGUGGUGGUGGUGGUGAAGGAGGAGGUGUGGCAUCCGGGACGCAAACCACAACGGCUGCAAGACCGGCGUCGUCAACACAGGUGACUGGAGGGGGAAGGACGCCACAGGCAGCAUCAAACACUGCCCAGAUGCGUCUAGCCAUCAUGGCAAAACCGCGUGGUCACCGUUUGUUUGCCGACAUGGCACGUGCUAUAUGUGGUGGAAACCGCUAUGCUUGA